AUGGCAUUGGAAACGGAACGGUGCAGUCCGAACAACGCCUCGAGCCCGGGCCCGACGGACAACAACCGGCGGCCCGGCCUGGACGACUGCAGCGAUCAGACCAAAGAAAUGCACCGGUCGUGCUGCAAGACGGUCGCCCGUACCGCGUCCCCCGCGUCGUCCGCGACCGCCGCCGACGACAGCGGCAACAGCAACGGAUCGGACCAGCAGCAGCAGCAACAGCAGCAGCAGCAGCAGCAGCAACAGCAACCGCCGCCACCGCCGCCGCCGUUGCCGCUGCAGCCGUCCGCUUUCCGGCCGGUCCGCGAGGACGCCGCCGUCGCCCCGGACGGCCCGCAGUCGCAGAGUUGCAGAACCGCGGCCGGCGCCCUACCGCUCAACUGCAGUAAGCCGCUGAGCAUAUGUUCGCCGUUGCAGAACAAAUCCGGCUGCGCGCCGCUAUUGCAGCAGACGGCUGCCGCCGACCAAUUCGACGCUUCGCCGCCGCCGCCGCUGCCGCCUCCGCCGCCACCGCCUUCUGCCGCUUGCGUCUUACCGCAGCCGCCGGCCGUUAAGAAGAAACAUUUCCAAAAGUCUAGAGUGCCGGCGCCGGCCACGGACGUGCCGCGGUGGGUCCACCAACAACAGCAAUUGCAGUUGCAUCACAACAAUAUCCCGGAACACUCGCCGCCGCCGUCGCUACAGCAUUCGCCGGUGCAGCCGCCGCCGCCGCCGCCGCAGCCGUCCAACGCUUCGGCCGCCGCGGCCGCGGUCGAGUACACGAUGGCGGUGGCCGCCGCGGCCGCGGCCGCUGCGGCCGCCGGCCACCACGUGCCGCCCGGCUUUCAUUUCAACUCGUGGAUGUACCGGUUAAACUUCCUGCCCAUCGUGCCGGCCGCGGCCGCCGCGGAAUACUUCCGGGAAAUGCGACACCUGCAGCAACCCGACGGCAACAAUUGCAGCGGCGAAUCGCCCGAGUCGGACGAACCGCCCGUGGCGCUCCACCAUCGACCGCUGCAACAACUGCACCACCAGCACCACGUCGACUUCGACGGCGGGCAGCAGCCGCCGCUGCAGACCGCCGGCGCCGCCAUGUCGGCCGUCAACAGUCCGUUACACCACGCGGCCGCGAUGCACAUGCAAUCGGCCGCCCUAUCGCAACCGCUGCAGCCCGUGCAUCCGUUGUCCCUGCAGCAAGUCGCGCAACCGCUGCAACUGCCGCCGCCGCCGCAGCAACCGCACCAGCCGCAGCCGCAGCAUCCGCAGCCGCGGCAGUUGGCCGGGUACGUUUCUCGGCCGGCCAGCACUUCGGGUUCCUCGGACGUGUCUUCGUCGUACGGGACCGGCGGGAUGACUCCGUUGGCCGUCGGCGGCGGCGGGAUGACGGUGACCACGACGAAAAACUAUUGCCGUUCGCCGUCACCGCGUUCCCCGAGUCCGUUCCCGCUGGCCUUCUCCGUCGACAACAUACUCCGCCCGGAAUUCGGAAGCAAACUCCAUCAGUUGCACCAACAUCACCUUCACCACCACCACCACCAUAACCUGCUGCUGCAGCAACACAACGGUAACGGCAACAACAACAACAACAACAGCCGCGGCAAGCAGCCGUCCGUUUCGCCGCCGCUGGCCGUCAACAAACUCCAUUACGGCGUCGAGAACAACUGCAAGCUGCAGCCGCUCGCGCCGUUGCGGCAACAAUUGCCGCCGGCCGCCCCGCUGCUCAGACCGUCUCCGACCAGGCCGAACGCCGUGGCGGCCGCCGCGGGCCUCAAGCGGUCGGCCGCGACAGCGGCCGACAAAGGCAACAAACGGAAACCGGCGCCGCCACCGCCGCCGCCGGGACUGCAGUCCGUUUCGCCGGUCAGCAACAAAAAGUCCGCCGCGGCGAACGGCGUCGGCCAACACCCGCUGCUGAAGCAGCCGCUCGACGACUCGGCAAACAUCAUCAACAACAACAACAACAACAACACCAACCAUAACAACAACAACAACAACACCAACGACCAGGAUUCGGGAUCGGACGCGGCCGGGGGCGGCGACCAGCAGAACGGCGACAAGGAGAUGUGGCCGGCGUGGGUGUACUGCACGCGUUACUCGGACAGGCCGUCGUCGGGUAAGUCGAAAACUCGUUUGCACCGUAGUAACAUAAGUAAUAAUAAUAUAAGAAUACGUCUACCCCGCGCGUCACGCGGCCGCAGCGAAACCCGUUUUCACUCCGUUGAUAUUACGAAAAUCGAACGUAUUUUCGAGAGAGAGAGAGAGAGAGAGAGAGACAGAGAGAGAGAGAAAAAAAUGCUACAGACACUGCGUCAUCGCUUAUAUUUAUACAGGGCGCUCGCGCGGUCACGGUGUUUUCAACGAUAAAACCGCAAUAAGCGAUUCCCGAGCGAACGAUUCGCGUUGUUAAACGUAAGCGAAACCCUUUCUCUCCUCCCCCCCAACCGCCCCCUUAGAACACAGUCUCUCGUGUCGACAGUUUUCCGUCGAGUUGACCGUGACGAUCGACGUCGCGUGUACUUUGGCGCGAAAUUGAAUUGUUCGUCGGGUCCGCGGUGCCGAGUCGGUGGUUUUCGCACAGUGCGAAACUGUUGCGGACGUUGCGCGAUCCCGUAACGCGCGGUUUUCGCAAAAAAACUGUCCGGGAAUAAAUUUCUUUUCGGGCCGACUUUCGUUCGCGCUGUUUCUAAACGGCGAGUUUUCGCGACGGUACCCGACCGAUGUCAAUAAACGAGGUAUAACGGCCGUUUUGCGGGGAUUAUUUCCGCGUCUCCCGUUUUCGGGCGGCUUCAGAACCGUAUACAUCAAUAUCGUUCGUCUGAAAAUCAGAGUCCGAAAAAAAUUAAACCCGACGGUAUCCUUGUCGACUAUCCGGUUCGACCGGACGGCAACAACAACGCGAAACGCGAGCCGUAACCGUGCCGUAACGAAUUCGACAACGAAAAUUGGUCGGACCGUCGUGCGCUAGAUGGCUAUCGUCUCGUUUUUUUUUUUUAACGACAUAUUCCGGCUUUUACGGCGUCGUGUCGUCCGGUCCCGGAUCGGACCGACCGCGAAUGUCCAUAAACAAUACCGCGACGGAAAACCGCUUAUCGAACCGCUCUCCGGGAAAAAGUCUACUGUCCCGGGCCGCCCGCGGUCGCCGUUCGCCGUCAAUUGUUUUCGCGCGUUGAGCGGCCGGACCCCGUGUAAAACGAUAUUGUAAUGCGGACGUCCGUCGGUGUUAAUUUUGUUCGUUCUUUUAUCCCGUCACACGUUCGCCGUGCACAACACGAUCGUGUGCACGCGGGCGCGACGGAAACAACGCACUCGUUUCCCCCCGGCAGCCAGAUUGCGCCCCGCCGCCGCGAAAUCGUGUAAAUUACGCCGUCGCUUAAGGAAAAAAAUAAUAAAAAAAAUACCCGCUCACGGGUAUCGAAAAUCCCAUCUCGCCCGCCGGUCGAGCGUGUAAGUUACGAACGCGAGUCCUUUCGGCGUGCGAUAACCGAGCAGGCGCACGAAAACGCCGCGCGAACGUCCGGAUGACCGCGUAAACGACACUGUCGCUUCUCGACAAAACGAUAGUUUUUCGGCCGAUUUUCCGUACGCUUCGUAUCGCGCGCAUCUACGGCACACGAAGUUUUGCGCGUCUCCGGUGAAACGUCUUCUCGCGGUUCGACACGAUUUCCGCUUUCGGUUCCGGCAUACACGCCACAGCUUCGUGCGGUCCGGCCUCCGGUCCGGAGCGACUUCGUGUGGACUCUGAGAUUCCGAGUGGAGCGAAAUCCGCCUACGGUUUUACAAAAUAUGUAAGACCGUUUCUCUACCGGAGGACUUGCUCCGGUUCUUCACGCGUUGAAAUGAAGUUAUCGAGGUCGUUAUUCGAUUUUCUCAAAAAAAAAAAAACGGGAGAAUGUUAGAAAUGUAGGUGUGUACGUUGACGGUAUUACGUUAAUUUCUUUAUGCCGCGGACGACUUUUCUACCGACAAGUUUGCUCCGACUUUUAGCGGUUUUAGCAUUAUUUCAAAAAGGAAAUCCUACCGGAGAGCCGCUGUAGAGAGAGGGGUCGUUUCUCGAUUUUCUCAGGAUUUUUUCCAUUAAAUGUGAAAGACCGGGAAAAAACGUAGGGAAAUCGGUACAACUAAAUGCAUUUUACUACAAUAACAGUUUCGUUAUUUUCGUGAGCAACUGUUCGUCGUUGCUUGCACGGGUUCACGUGUAGUUCACGGGUUCACCCACAACGGUGGCUGCACCCGUCCCCGUCGUCCCAUUUUAUCAAUCGUCCGAAUUUAUUGUUCGUGGGGAUUUCUUCGGUUUGUUUCGCCUGUGUUUUUUUUUUAUAGCGAAUUCCAUACGAGUUCCAACGAAAAACCUUAAAAGCCCAUAAUCGUUCAUUUUUAUUUUUAUUACUCGUCCACUCAAUAACAACGAUGGGAAUUUAUUCCGUUCGCGAACGUAUAAAACGCUUACCGCAGUAGACGAAAUAUUAUAAAAAAAAAAGGAAAGUAAAAGAUUGUUUUUCGUUCUUUUCGCACUCUGUACGUUCGCGGACAUAAUGUAUCGCGCCGAAAACCCCCCGGGAAUUCGGCGUUUUGUUUUUCUCGUAGCACUUCCGAGGAACGGUAGUUUUUUUUUUCGCAAGAGGGGGGAGAAAUAUCACACGCACGGCGACUUGUAAUGAGACGGCGACGACGACGACGACGAAUAUUCCGCACAGAUUUUCUCGACGAAAAAUCACCCGACGCGCGCUCUCGGCAUGCCGAGGGCGCGGGAUUUCGGAUUUUCCGCCGAGUUUCGGUUUUCCCGUUCGCGCGCGUGUGCGUGUGCACGCGGGCGUACUCGACUGUAGGCCGUCGUCUCGGCGGGUUUUUUUCUUUUUAUUAUUUUUUCUUCUUUCCGUUCGCCGUGUGCGCCGGCACCCGGCCAUUGCCGUCGGCGGCGCGUUGUCGCGCGCGGAAUUCAAGCCGUACGCGCUCGAGAGAAACGAAAUCGGCGGCGCCGUCGCCGGCCCGCCCGGAGAAAACCCCCGGCGGGCGCGCGUCGUUUGCGUACGCGUGAAAACGGUUCAAAUUUUUUACACAUAAUAUAAAUUGCGAAUGAGUUGAAUAUUCAAGUGCAGAUUACAAUGAUAUACGUGUGUUUGGCCCUGCACUGCGAUGUUCAAAAAAAAAACGCGCGUUCCCGUCGUCCGGGUCGGCCGUUCUCCGCGAGGCGGUCGGUCGGCCGCCGUCGCGCGUUCGCGCGGGUGCGGAAGACCGAACCGGAAAAGCGCGUGUCCCCCGCCCCCCCCCAUUCGACUUUUACCGGAAAAAUCGAUUCGUUUUAAUUUAUUUUUUGUUUUCCGCGGGAAACCCGGUAAAACGCGGAGCGCGCGUUGGCCACGUCGACUGCGACCGGACAAACGUGUUUCACGGUUUUGUGUUUGCGCGCGGAUACGUACGCGUCCGCGGGACGGCCGAAAAACGGGAAUCGCCGGGCACCGUUGCACCCACGUCCGCGUCCGCGCGCGUGUACUUUGCGACGGCGUCUUUGCGCGGACGACGGCACCGCAACGGACGGGACUGUGGCGCGCCGAGAUCCGGCGGCGAAAACGCGGCGGCCGGCGCGGGGUUUUCGUCCCGCGAGAUUUCGCAAUUUGAACUGGCGACGCGCGGCUCGCCGUGCCGGACGGCGCAAACGUUCGCGGACCCUUUCAACGAACCGUUACGGCUGCAAUCGUUCGAAAUGCGCGACGCGACGGUUCGUUGGAAUUCGAUAAUUCCCAUCUGUUUGUGAUCGGGGAAAAAAAAACGGGAAAUUUUAAGGCGAUAAUUAGAACAAGGCUUCGUGAUUUUCGCGUUUUCCUUACGGACUUUACGAUUGUAAACCGUCGACGUAUUUUCGAAAUAUCCGCAGAACAGAUGUUGCUAAAUUCGACACUUGAGCAGCUGAACCGAAUUAAGAUUUAGACGAUAAAUUAGCGUAAUUAUCAUAAUUACGGACUUGGUUACCGUAUUAUCGUCGUCCGCGAUUAUAGGCGUGUUCGGUUUUAACGUUGCGCACUAUUAUUAUCGAACAGAGAAAACAGAUUUGAAAUUAGUGACUUUCGAUUUCUGUGGCUUUUCUACCGGAAAUCUUGCUCCAAUUUAUAAUGAUAGCGAAAUUUCUCAAAGGAAAUCCGACUUAAGAGGUGCUUUAGAGAGGGAAAACGGGAAACCGGGAAAAACGUAGGAAAACCGAGAAAAUCGGUGCAACAUUAAACAAAUAUUACCAAAGAAAUUAUUUAAUUGUUUUACGGACAUAUUGAAAUAUUGUUGACAAAGCAUCGCCGAUAUUGAACUCCGCUUAGAAUCGUUUUUUGAACGGUUUAUCGUUGCUCACACGGUGUACAUUACAUUUAAUGUACAACAGUUAUUUCAUCUAAUAACAGCGGCUACACCCGUCCCAAUUAUCCUACGCCGCCUUUUUUCGCCAUUAUCCGUUCGCGUUCCACUUGACCCAAGCUGCCACAACUAUCUUUCCACUGUCCGCGUUGUUUUUUUUUUUUUUGCCCCCCUUCUCGUUUUUACGCGUUGUCCGUUCAGUGCUCUUUUUCUAUUACAAGUCUCUGCACACGCGUCCAGACCGCACUGAUAUCGCUCUGGUAUGCGACAGCGUAUUCGGUUUUCCAAACAGACUGUACGGGUCUUCAUUUUCGUAAGAGCUUGCUAAAUCUAAACACUCUGCGGUUAUACGGUGAAACCGGACCGACUAUACUAGCCGACAGUGCUAUUCAUGUUGUUUCCGUUUAUGUAUCACGGCCGGUUUUGACGUACGGCUUGUUCGGUUAAAGGCCGAAACGCCAUGUACCCACCCGCGCAUCGGCUUCUUCUGUGCGUUUUCGGACCGUCUAUAAACGGCAUUUAACAUUUUCGAGGGUUGUUUUUCAUUUUAGAUUCUAAGCGGAGCGAAAAAGCUUAUGGUUUUACAAAAGUGUUCCGACCAUUUUUCCACCAGAAGACUUACUCGGAUUUCUAAGCAAGUGUAGCGCCUUUUCUGAAAGGAAAUCGGCGUGGGAGGUACGUUUCGAUUUUCUCUAGAGUUCUCUCAUCGUAAUUGAAAAACCGAAAAAAAAAAAAAAAAAAACACGGGCAAAUGUACGAAAUAUACAUACUACUAGUAUAUUACAAUUUUUUUUUCCGCCGCGCACAACUAUUCAAACGAUAAUUUCGCUCCGACUCUUAGUAAUAGCAACGUUAUAAUAGCAAAACGAACUGGGAAAAUCGGUACAACGUUAAUCAGACAUUAUUAAAAGAACAUGUGUCGCCUAUUUAAUUAUUUUAUUAUAAAAUGACACAACCGCUCAGAGUCGUUUUUUCCGUAAGCAAUGGUUUAUCUAUUACGGUGGCUGCACCCGUCCCUAUUUGUUUUAACAAUUAUUUUCUAACCGUUUCUGUAAUCCGUAUUUUAAACGCUCCGUCACAAACUAAACCGCACGGUACAUAUUUUAUUACGUUACGCGUCCCCCAUCGCGGAUUUUCAUGGCUUUAAAGUGGCUAAGUACUGUCGGGCGCGCGCGUAGUGUAUAUAACCGUUAACGCGGUCGGGAGGGUGGUGACGUGGGAGGGAAGGGUCGGGUCGGGUGAUAAUUAUUUUUUCGUGUAUUUUUUUUCGAUCGCGAUAAAAACACAAAAUCAUAAACGCGACGGGGAUUUCGCCGGCGUCGGCUCCUAUUGCGGACGGCCCCACGCCGCCGUCCGCGCGCCCCGGCGUCGUACAUAAUUCGCCGUCCGACACGUGUACGCGACGAAAAUAACAAACGACGACGACAAUAAUAAUAAUAAUAAUAAUAUUAUUAUUGUAAUGAGUGUCAUAAUGUAAAACGGCACAUAAUAGUCCCGAGGGGUGAGUAGAGGGGUUGUAGGAGGCGGCGGAGGGUUGGGCGGUUUCGGGACGACGAUCCAUCUGCGGCGUGUUUAAUAUCGCUGGGGAGAAAUGUGAAGCCGCGGAGACAAUAUCGCUCGUUAUUCGCGUGUACGGUCUCGACAAUAUGCGAUUGUUCCGCGGGUUUCCGUUCGGUUAUUUUUAUUUUUUUUUUUUUCCAUCAUCAUUCCUUCCGAUAUUGUUCGGCAUUAUCGCACCUUCUGUGUUCACAUUCGUUCGCACCUUCUGUCGCGAAUGGACCGCGAUUCACGCGCCCGACGCCGAAGGGCGGGGCGUAAAAAUGUAAUUCCGUAUCUGCCCACCCCAUCCCCCACCCCGCGACAACCCCACCCCUCCCCCUAACCGCGGUAACGGCUGAAAACGUAUACGGGGGGAGGGGAGGGGGAGGGAGGGACGAUGGGAAAAAGUCGCCAUGACGUUCUGCGCCUCGCAGGUCGUUUCGAAAUUUCGGGGCGCGAUACGACUGCGGUGUAUCGCAAUAACAAUAAUAAUAAUAGCGGUUUGUUCGCGUCAUCAUAACGUGCGUACAUGUGUAGACGAUUGAGUAAAACAUCCGGCCCGCAAACGUCCCAAACCGAUUCUCCCCGCCCCCCGAACUGAUCUAUAAAACGUACCGCGGCACGUUCGGGACGUUUGCGAUUACAGCUGGCAGUUUUCGUAUCCGGCAGUGAAUUUUAUCCGCGUGAGUUAACACUUAGCACGUCGAAGAAGUAAUUUUUACCAAAAAAAAAAAAGGAGGAUGAAGCGUUAGUACCGAUUUUCCCGAGCUACGGGUUUCGCGCGGCCGCUGAAAAUCCGGUGGCGACAGGUUCGCCACGGGGUCGUCGUCGUUAUCAGUAGUAAGCCGUCGACGAGGUGAUAUUGUUAUCUCCGGGACCACACGACUCGGGCGCAUUUCGAAUGUCGCGAUGUAUCGGCUCUUAAGGGGUUUUCUUUGCUUGUUUUAUUUUUUUUUUUUUUAUUAUUUUAACGCGCAUCGAUUUCCGCCGUCGUUACGAUAUCGAUAAUAACCGUCGCCGUGGACGGUGUAUACAAUGUCGACGGGGGAAAAAAAAAAAUGGCGAAAUGAGAAUAAACUUUCAGUUAUAAAAUUCACGGGGCGCACUGUGACGGACGGCGAUGUCGCUCAAAUCGUUUUUCAAUCGAACGUUUCAAAUGGCAGCGGCGCGGGCGACCGCGCGCUCCUCCGUGGGAAAUGAACACGCGUCGCGGCCGCGUCCUCGAGACGGGAUUUCCCCGCGGCACACACGUCGCCAACGCCGAAACGGUUCGCGUGCGUUUGCGUGCGCACGGGACCGGUGGGAAAUCCGGCGCGGCGCGCGAAUAAAACGACAAGGGCGCCGGCGGUCGGACCGAUGCGACACGGAGACGUCGCGCCGCGAAAACCGCACGUCCCCGCCGGACCUCGCGCGGUUCUCGGGCUGCGCGGACGGCCGGGAAACGACGCCGAACAAAAAUUACGAAAAAUAGCCGAGACGCGUGAAGCCCGCCGGCGACCGGACUCGAAUUUUGACGUUUUCGCGUGUAAAAACCGUUUCGAAAGCGCUGCCCCUAUCGGUCCGUAGUUCCCUUCGAAAAAACGAAAAAAAAAAAAAAAAAAAUCUACAGCGUCUUUUCGCGAGCGCUCCGGCUGUAUGGAAAACCCGUCCGCGAUCGUUCGCGAGACAAGCAAUUACUAAAGCCGUCGUCGUCGCAGCGACCAGUUGAACGCGCAUAAAUCACCACUCUGUCACGACGCGCGCGUAUUAUCAUAACAGUCGUAAUAUUAUUUACCGGACGUUAAAAAAAAAAAAAAAGAAAAAAAAAGCGGUCUUGUAAAACAAAUACCGAGAGACGGGGGGGGGGGGGGCGGGUGAGGAGAACGCAGAACGUUCAUAAAACUCAUAAACGCGAACGACGGAACAUAAUGGACACACGCGUUUGAUUGACGUCACGGCCACGACCGUGAUUUAUGGUACUCGGGCUGAAAAACGGAGCGAAAAUCGGUCACGCUUGAAUCACGCACGGAUUUAGAUUCCGAGCGGAGUGAAGAUUGCAAAGGCGUUUUGAAAUUUCCGUGUGGAAACCCCUCCCCCAAAAAAAAACCCCCCCGUAAGAACAACGGCAUCCAUAUUGAUUUUGUAAUUGGAAUAAUUGAAAUAAUUGAAAUUUUAAUACGUUAAAAUAUAUUAAGUAUACAAAUAUACACGUAUACGUUUUAUGUAUUUAAACACUAUCAACUGAACUCCGCUCAGAAUCGUUUUUAGAAUAACCUGAUUAUUGUCUCAACUAUUACUAUAACUACUAUAAUAGUGGAAUAGCUGCCUCGUGAAGUCAUAACUUAUGCGUACCGGUUUUUGAAAUGCUCGGUUUCGCUUCACUUGUCUAUUUGUGUUCCACGAGUAUUUUUUUUAGAUUCUGUUUUUCUGGAUUUUUUUAUUCUGCGGACAACUAUUUUUCUACCAGAUGACUUGGUCCGAUUUUUACGUGCAGUAACUUUUCUGGAAAGGAAAUCGGUAUGGGGAGGUACUUUAAAGAGGUCUUUUUUCAAUUUUCUCCGGAGAUUUCGCAGUAAAUGUGAAAAACCGGGAAGAAAACACGGAAAACCGUGAAAAACUUUAGAAUCCCGGAGAAAUCGGUACAUGUAUUGUUGAUGAGCAUCACUAUCAACCGAACUCCGUUCAGAAUCGUUUUUUUUUUCUCAAUGAUUUAUCGUUGGAUAAUCGUAUGGAUGUUUAUUACAUUUAAUUGAUUUAGAUUGUUUCUUUAAAUUUUUAAAUAUUACAAUAUUUCAACACGCCCGAGUACUUGCCGGCAAUAUUGCCGAUCGGAUAACGUGUAACGAGAGACGCGAAAAUAAUAUUCUCUUACAAUAAUAUUAUUUUUAUUGUUCGCGUCAGGCACACGGCCCCGGCACGCCCCAGCGCUUUUCCGCGAGUAGAUAGUUUUCGACGACGGGAAGAGAUUGUCGCACGUCAAAGUUGCUCAGAGAACCGUAAGAACUGCGGGUUCCUCCGACUCCCGUUGUCCGUCGGCACGGCGUUUUAACAGCGCGAAUAAACUUUGGUUUUCGUAUUUAUAAUCGCGGGUUUUUUUUGUUUUUUUUUUUGUCUUUCAUCGGAAGGUAUUUAACCGCAAGACGCGCCGUUUGGUUUCCGAAAAUGUCGCCGUCGAAGUUUCGCCGCAAAUAGUUAUAAUGUAUGUGUACCGGGGCGAACGAAUUUUUCACAAUUUAAAUAUUGCGCGCGUGUCCGGAAUGAAUCACCCGUCGGCUUUUGCAUUUUUUUUUUUUCCGAGUCAUUACGCCGCGCGUCGGUUAUCGGAGGAGAUCAAUCAUUUCCGUUUCGAAUCCGUUCCGCAGAACGUACGUAAUGUGCGCAGCGUUUCGUCUAUUUUCGCUCCGUUCCUCGGCUCGGGCCACGGCCGAUACGCGCGUACCGUACUUCGCAUAAACCGAACGCGCGCAAAUGUCAAUCGGCGAUCCGGCAAUCGUCAAUAACACGUUACAAAACGCCGUUUCCGUUGGACGCGCGCAACGGCCUAACCGAUCGCGGCGCGUUAUGUCUCGGGUUCGUGGUUCCGAGGAGUUCGAAUCGCGACGGACACGCGGAAACUAAAACGCCGAAGGAAACGAAAACGUUCGGGCGUGUACGCGUAGCGAACCGUUUACAGAACCCCGCGCGACACUCGCGCCGAACUCGACCGGCGACCGGAGCCGGGACCGUUUGCGCCGACGUUCGCGCGUCUCUCUCUCUCUCUCUCUGUCUCUCUCUCUCGGGGACCGACGAGACAGUUCACAACGAGAAUCCCGGAACCGCAAUACUCGUAUCGAACGCACCGCGUCCGAUCCCGGUUUCCCCGCGCCGUUUCGCGAACGGAAUUAUCCCGAUUCGCGGCGGCGGCGGCGGCAAUCGUCGGUGUCUCGCGCGCAACACGACGGAAAUUAUCCAGAUAAAAAACUAGGUAUACGGAUAUAUUUAAUUUUUUUUCGUUUUCAAAAAGUCCACGCGACGCCGGUUCGCCGUUUCGUCCUUUCGGACGGUCCACGGUCUUCGGAACGCGUUCGCCGUAGCCGCACGGAGGCGGCGCCCGUGAAUCAACGACGCGAACGGAAUCCCGCGGGCGUACGGCAUCCGGUACGCCCUUUGUUCGUCGCUUACUUCGUUUUCCCGCCGGGGAGGGUGAGGGGGGGCCGUCGGCGAACGGGACUGCGUUACGCGGCCGCAGUCACCGCCGUCGGAAUUCCCGUCCGGUGUACGCCGCACGGGUCGUCUCGUCCUCGAUACGGAAUCGGUUGUCAUCGGUAACGGUAAACGACGGCCUUCUCGUCCCAACACUCCCCCCCCUCCCCCCGUCCGCUCACUGUUCUAUUGCGCGCGCGUGUCUGACCGACCGCGUAUCGGCGAAAAGACCGAAAAAGAAAUACAGAAAAAGCCGAAACUCUCCGUCGGUCGGCCGUUCGGCCCGCGCGUCUGUCGCCGAAAACAAUCAAUUACUCACGUAGCUCAAACGUUUCCCCGUCGAAUCCGCCGGCCCCGCGUGCGCGGCGCGACGGCGGGACGCUCGGCGCGGGUCUCGCGGAAUAUCCGACGCGAAACGGAAAUUUCCCCGCGCGGAAAAGCGUUUUGUUCGGCGAUAACAAUUACAACGCGGCGUCUGUCGAGCCGACAGCGCCGGGACCGCGGUUCCGUCCGUUCCGCGCGUCACCGAGCGUUCGUUUCGGGGCGCCGGGGGCGGCGGCGUACCGUUUUACCGCGCCGCGCGGGUCGCGCCACUGCACACGGCGAACGGAAAUACGGAUUCGCGGGCGCCACUGAAACUCCGAAAAUGUCCAACGCGCGCCGCUCGUCGGUGUUCGUCCGCCCGUCGUCCGAAAUUCGGCUCCGGCGCGCUCGCGCGAAACGCCGGAAGCCCGUCAGGACGGAAAAAACCCGUUCCGACACCUCGCCGGCCGCGAAAUCCGCGCGCGUCCCGCCGAAAGGGUUUUCGGUCGCGCCGCGCGUCGUCGGUACGGACGGCGCGAUAAACGUCCAUUGUCUUACGUCGCGGGGUCGUGGUGAGGGGGGUCGGGGAACAAAAGAAAAAAAUCGCCCCGUAUUUUAUUGCACGAAAACGCGAGCUACGGCGAUCGAUAAAACGCGAACCGUCUUCCCUCGCGCGCGCCCCGACAAUCUUUUUUCGGCCCGAUUAUCUCGCCGCGCGCCGCAGCCGAGCGUCGGCGAAUCAAUCGUUUCGUCUCGUCCGCCUCACUCUCACUCUCUCUCUCACUCUCGGGCUCGCACAAUCGCGUCGACAUAACACCGUGUAAAAUACAAUGCGCCCGAGACGACCCACUGAGAAUCGCGUAAUCGUAUUCCGAUAUACAGGUUUACGGGCGUAAAAAAAAAUAAAAACCUCGCCCGAAAUCGUUGUCAGCGGUUGCCCGAGACGACGGUCCGAAAACGAAAACGUACUGCCCGAUCACGCGUUACCGCGUUGCUAAAUGCCAGUAAACUGCCGAUUGUAACCGAUACCCUCGAAACGAUUUAUUGUCUUUUUCAAUACAGAAACGUCGUCAACGGGAAAACGUAUCCAAUUGAACGGAGCGAGGCGCUCUUCAAGCGAUUUCCUUAUGGGGAAUUUUUAAUAUUUCAAAAACGAAUGCGAAUAAACAAUCAACCGAUCAACUAUAACAGCGCCAUCUCGUUUCAUAUUUUCUAUGACAGUAAACACGAUAUUUCGCGUCUUCCCCGCGUCGUUUUCAAAACAUUUGCCUCGCCACCACCGGUCGCCGUUAUUUUCAAAUAAAAUUGAAACCAAUCGUCACGCGAAUCGACGUGCAGAAAACGUUUUCGUUCGCCCACGCUCCGACGAAACGACACCGGGUCGUGAAAUUCGAUACGUUUUUAACGGUACAACGAAGAAAUGCCGCUGGGUUUAUUCGGCUAGUUAAAUAAAUCUAACAAAUGUAAUGAAAAAUCUAAUUUUUCAAUUUUUUUUUUUUUUUUUUUUUUUCGAAAAUGUGCAUAUUGCCUAUUUAAGAACGACGAUGAAGUCAGAAUUAAUCGGACCGACUGAGUUUCGAAAUUAUAGCUUUUGGUAGUUCUGAAAUUAUAUGUUAUGUCAAAUUUAACUCUAUACUGAAGCGUAUUUGUGGUGAUCUUAUAACUAUUAUGUUAUUUAUGCCUAUUUAUGGUUAUUUCUAUCUUAGGGGUUCCGAGUUCAAACCAGUGUGUCGAAAAUAAAUUGCAUUUUAUUUUUUCCGUUUUACCGACAAGAAAAAAACAAAUGCGUUUCGAGCGUACCCAGAAACCAAACCCGGAUAGCAUGAAUAUUAUGGAUACGUUAUAUUGAUAACAAAUGUUUACGUUUCUAAACGAAUUGUUGAAAUGAUAGUCUGAACCGCGCUCAGAAUCUUUUUUCGUCGGCGUUUUAUUUUCACUAUAGGUUUUCGACACUUCGUAUUUUCUGGGAUACGGAUAUCUUUAUGAACGCGAAAUUUAUACUUUUAUGCACUGAAAUAAUCAUUAUCAUUGAUUUACGGGUUGGUUCGCCGAUACGGAUAGAAAAAAAAAAUCGAAUCAAAACGUACAGAUAAAUAUUAAAAUUGAUAUCAUUUGAUCGUAAACGUAAUUCUAUAAACGCGUGUGCGUCAAUCAUCGCGAUUGAGUUUAUGUUUAUUGAGUUUAAACGAUACGUUUAUUUUUCACUCGUACUGUACCUGCAAAAGCCCAGUGUUUUUUUCGUUAAAAAAUACUGUGCGGCGUUUCGAAAAAUAUGCGCCUGUCGCGCGACGGGUUUUUUUUUUCGCCCCCGGACGCGCGAAACUAAGUUCGAACCUCGAGACGUUAAAAAACACGUUAACGCCGUCCAAUAGACACUAUAUCGCCAGUUCGGUUUGCGUGACUAAAACGAAAAACAACUUAAAAGGAAAAAAUUACAAACACAAGACGCGCGCACUCGCGGAACCGCGUUUCGGUUUCGGACGUUACUUGGGCCGCGCGUAAACUUCCAACGGCGAUUCGAUUGGAAAACCGCGGACAGUGGCGCGGCCGUACGGAAUUCGCGUCCGGCCCGGGAAACAGCCGUCGUCCGGCCGCGUCCGUGCGCGCGGCACGUACCGAGGCGUUUUUCGGCGCGUGAAUACGAUUGUUGUUUUUUGUUUUUUUGUUUUUUCUCAUACCGGAUCCGGAUGUCUAGUACGGUCGGCGUCCGAGUGUUGGCCGGCCGUCAUUGGGCGGGACGACGUCGGCCGUCGUACCGCGGCGACGUCGGUUCACGCGCUAUCCGGUGUACGGACGUUCCCGACCUACCGCGGUGUGGACCGUUCGAGAAACGCCGUCGUCCGGGUCCAAACGCGCCGUGCGCGACAGACGUAACGCGUACGGAGGAAAUGCGUUACGCGACCGUCGCUCCGCAGAGCCGUCGUUGUUGUUCGGGUAUUUUUUUUUUUAAAUUUUUGUUUCUAAACCCAACCGUUCCGAUCGCAUCGGGCGCCUAUCGACGUUUUUUCGAUCGUUUUGAAGCCGCGACAAUUACCGCGUUAUUGUGAUAACGAUGUUGACGUAACGAUAUCGACCGUGAAUAUUGCCGACGCAACAAAUAACAAAACACGUUUAACGGGGAGUGAGAGAGAGAGAGAGAGAGAGAGAGAGAGCGAGAGAGAGCGAGCGAGAGUGGGAGGGACGGGCCGGCCAUGUUGUUUGACGGAUUACUGUAGUACAGGUCGUAUUGAUUUUCCCGAACACUCUGUCACCUUACAACGUUACGCUAAUAUUUGAUUAGCGGUUUCGUUUCGUCUCUUUCCGCAUCCGGUUUAACGAACGAUCCGAACGCCGCGGUUUCGGACCGCGACCGCGCUCCGCUCGCGGCGGCCGGGCGCCGUGACAACGCGACCGGUGUCGAUUCGUUACCGGACGGUCGGUCGAAACAAACCGCGUUGGGAACCCAACGGGGCGGACCGGACGUUUCCCGCGAAACCGCACGGUGGAAACGUGACGCCGCGACAACGGUCCCGAAUGCGUUCUACCGGCGCCCGGUCGUUAAUCCGUCGGCACAACGCGGUCCGAAACGCAGCUUACCGACGGACGCACGGGCGCGCCGCCAGCAACGGCGAUGAUGACAGCGAUGUAAGAGUCCGUGUUCGCGGCGCGUUCGCACGGCGAUGAUGACAGCGACGGAGGCCGUCGUAUACGCGGUUCAUUCGUGUCGGGGUCCCGUGAACGGUUCGUCGCGUCCGCGGUCGACGCCGGUGUAUUCCGGGCCCGGGACCGCGUAGUCAGUGCGAGCGAUGUUCGCGAUCGGUCUCGACGGAACGCGAACCGGUCGUCCCCGCGCGCGUUCCGGUCGCCGCUCGAUCUGACGAAAACGGCCGGUUAGACGCGCGUCCGUUCGGAACAAUCGCCGGCGACUUUUCCGAACGGUCCGCCGGCCGCCCGCGACACGUGUUCCGAUACGACGGGUUUCCCGGGCGGAAAACGGACCGCCGGAAUCACGGCGGGGGAAAGAAAAUAAAAAAAAAAAAAAACGAAACGAAACGAUCCGCCGCCAAGGUUACGAGUUACGCGCUUAUUAUCGUGAUAUUUUUUGAGCGCGUUACGGAGUCCCGUUCGGUUAUGGCACGGACGUGAAACAACAUUACGAAAUAAUAAUCACUUAAUUACACCCGACCGCCGAGCGGAGUGCGACGCGUGCGUGCGCGUAACCACUGGCAUGCGUACGCGCAAUAACAAUGUCCCGUAAUGCGCGUUUUUCGUUUUUUUUUAUAAUUUUUACGGUCGCGGGUAUUAUUAUCAUUAUUGUUAUUGCUAUUAUUAUUGUUGUUGUUGUUGCUGUUGCUGUUAUCGCGCGGGGCGGCGUUAAAAAAACGAGAACCGCGUUUCGGCGAGAGAAUCAACACGCGUCCGCGGCGUCGGUUGUUUUGUUUUUUUUCGUUUUAUUAAUACGCGCGCGUUAACGGCUAUCGGGGGGGGGGGAGUUACCGCGAGAGCGCAACACCGCGGCGAGCGUUUCCCCCACCCCCUCCCAUCCCCUUUUUCGCUCCGGAAUACUUUUACGCGACGCGUCCGACCCGGCAUCGGUUUCGGAUUUCGGUGAACCCGAACGCGGGGAAACGCGCGCACUCGGGUUUUUCGCCGGGAUUCGCGCGCGGAAAAACCGAAAACCGCAUUACGCGGCGAUAGCACCGCGCGCCCGCUACGGAAUCCGACGAAAACGCGACGCGCCGCACCGUCGUCGUCACGCGCGUCGCUACACGUCCGGGGAAUUCCGGAAUUCUCUUCGUGAUCGGGACGCGAGAAUAACCGCUUCUUUUUACUUCCUCUCCCGUUUCGCGCUAUCCGUUCGAGUCGUCUGUCGGGCGCUCGCGCGUGCGCGGUCGCUCGCUCUCGGCAGACGCGCCGCUCCGGCGGGAGGUCGCCGCGCGUACGCGUAACGCGACGACCGCGUACGCGGCGGGUGAGAGUGAGGGGCGAAACAAAGUAAUAAUGACGACGACGACGACGGUAAUAACAUACGAGCCGCGCGUACGUACGGUACUACGGGUUUUUUUCUCCACCCCCCACACAACCACACUACUCCCGGUCGAAAUCCUAUCCCCGAAAAAAAAAGAAAAAAAAGACUCCGCGCGACGCCGUCCUCUCGCUUUAUUACGCGCACGUCGUACACAUUGUAGGCGCAGCGUGUGCGUGCGAGUGUAUUAUACGUCGUAUUUUUUCACACACCGUAUCCCCGCGCGGUCGGUAAACCGAGAGAACCCCUCGGGGCUCCGCUACAUUAUUAUUAUUGUUGUUGUUGUUGUUGUUGUUGUUGUAAUAGUCGUCGUGUCGUCGGCGGCGGGCGCGGGUUACGGGAGAAAUUGGCCACGCCCAACGUACCGUCCGCGGCGGCGGUUCCUCUUUUUUCUACGGUUUUUUUCUGCCGCCGCCGCCGCCGCGUCGUGCCGAACGGUUCGGUUCGGUUUUUUUUUUUCUGUUCAACCGAACGAACUAAUGCCACGACAGUGACGUUCGCAAGGCCGGCCGGGCCGUUGACGAGUCAAUAAAAGCCAACGUGGAAAAGUCCGGUUGAUUUAACUGUCCGAAACCAAUCAAGGUUUCGAUUGUAUUCGCGUUUGACCGCCCAACGAAAGUGAAACCGACCGGAGCGGAUUUCGCGUUGAAACAAAGUUGAUUUCGAUUUCGGUACGCGCUCGUGCGAACAACGCAUCCAAACGCGAACCGUCGCUAUGUACGCGAGUUAUUUUUUUUUUUUUUUAUUGUUUAACUGCCAAUUGGACUGGAUUCGAUAUUGUACUCGUGAUAAUGUCGACAUUUCAAUGUCGGUUGCCGCGCAAAAGUUUCAUCCCCGAAAAUAACUAGAGAGAUGAGAAAUGAUGAAAACGUCGAAUUCAUAGACGUAACGAUGUUUCUUUUAAUAUUCUACCGAAAAAAAACUCCUAAAACUAUUAUUAUGGAUAUUAAUAAUAUUCCGGGACAUAAUUGCGUUUGAAAAACCGAUUUGUUAGAAAUCGUGAGUAAUCUGAGUAGUAGAAAAAACGAUUCUGAGCCGAGUUCAGUCAAUAUAUACAUAUACAUGUCAUUUUAUGGAAAAAUAAUCAAAUAAUUAAAGCAUUAAUAUUUUCUUUAAUAAUAUUUGUUUAAUAUUGUACCGAUUUUCCUACGUUUUUCCUGGUUUUCCUGUAAUUUAUAAGAUUUCCUUUUAGAAACAUGGCUGAUUGAAAAGCUGUCCGCAGAAAAAAAAUAGUCGUAAUUUAUAUUUAUUAUUUUUCCUAGGACGUCUUCUAUCUGUUUGGUUCUUCUAAAAACGUUCUUCUAAUUGAAAAAAAUAUUUAAAUCCGUUUACACUGGCACUAAAAACUGUUUUCUUUUAAAUCGGUUCCGUACUUUAGUAGCCGAUUCGUAAUCACUCGUAACUACAAAUUCGGAAUUCGUAACCCGGACCAAGUACCCGAAAAACCGUUGUUCCCGUACGGUUGCCGUAACGUAACACCGGACCAGCACAUUAAAAUAAUAUUACGCCACCCGGCAGCGCCGGUAUGGGAAAAACGGUUUUUCUCGGUUUAGGUAACGGACGUCGAAUAUGUGGUUACGGACGAUUGCGAUUCGGUUGCUAAAGUACGGAACCAAUUUACAAGAAAACGGUCGUGGCGAAAUAUUAUUUUUUAUUAAUAUACGGACAUUUUUUUAUUGUUAUUAUUAUUAUUAUUAUUAUUAUUACAACGGCGGCGGCAAGACCCGAGCGCCGGCGGAUUCGCCGAGACACACGGCGCGCACACAGAGCGGUAAAAAAAAAAAAAAAAAAAAUAUACGACGCAUACGUAAUAAUAUUAUAUUAUUAUAAAAUAAUAACGAUAAUAAUAAUAUGCGUAUCGCGUGUAUGCACAGUCGGGUGUAUGGCGAUCGAUACGCGAAAUGAGGGCGAAACUCAUUGCCAUUGUGUGUGUGUGUGUGUGUGUGUGUGUGUGUAUGUGUGUGUGGGAAAUUGGGAAGGUAGACCACAGACGGGAAUUUAACGUAAACGAAACAAACGAUUUCGAGCAGAAAACCGAAAAUGAUGGUGCCAUCAAAAAUAUAUAAUACAAAUGAAUACGUGUGUUAAUAUUGAGACAAUUAUUGAAUAAACAUUUCUCUUAGGUUGUACCGAUUUCCCCGGUUUUUCCACGCGUUUCCCGGUUUACCAGCCGGAAAUUGCUGGUAGAAAAAUUGUCCACAGGGAAAAAUGAGGCAAUAAUAUAUUUGUAUUAUUUUUUUUUUUUUUCGGUUUUUUACAUUUGUUGAAAAAACUCCGGGGAAAAUCGAAAAACGACCUCUCUAAAGUAUCAGUGACGUUUCCUUUUAGACAAAUUUCCGGCAGAAAAGUUGUCCGCUGGAAAAAAAAAACACGGCCCACACGGAAUCUAAAAGUCGUACAAAAAGACGUGUCUAGUACAGCCGCUUAUGACCCGUCUGGGCCACUUGGGCCCGUGGCGAUUGUCCGCCAUAUUUACACCACCGAGGUUCACCUCCCGGAUUUUCCAGUAGCACCACAUUCGCCAGAUUUUCCAGAUUCCACGCGGAAUAUUCGAACGGACAGUAUAAUAAUGGUUUUCGGCCUAUACGACCGAUUUCGAGUUUCGGAGCGGUUUGUCACCGUUUUGUGGAAGAACGAAGGAUUUCCUUUUGUUUUUAAUUUUCUCAAAACGGAAUUCGCAUGCACCGAAUUGAUGUCACGAAAAUAUGCGUGUUACCGCGUUCCUUACUCUAAUUUCUAUUCGAAUAUGUAGAGUUUGAAAUGGAAUUUUUAAUUUUUUUUUUUUUUUUUUUUGGGGGGGGGAGGGGGUGAGGUUCGUUUCUAUUUUAAAACUAAAAGUACGCGUUCCAUGUCGAAAAUCAAAAUAUCACCGAACGAUUCCAUCAUGGAAAGAUUGAAAAAAAAAAAACAAAAAUCGAAUUCAAUAAAAAUCCGACGAUAUAUCGGAUGCCGGCCCGUGAAUAUUUUCAUAAUAUUAUUUUAUCAAAUUUUAUCGAAUAAAAAAAAAAAAAAUUAACAAUAUCGUACAAGAGGGCGUUGGGAUAUUUCGUUUGUUUUUUAUCCGAUAAUUAACCGAACUCUUUGAUUAUUGUGGUGUACAAAUAACGUUAACGAUAAUGCGAUUUCCAACCGUCACGCUGAUUCGAGUUUUCCGGAUAUUCUCUCCGAUUUCGUAAGAUUUGAAACGUUCGGCAUUUUAAUGGCCGUUAUGAGACUUUUAAACGAAAAUGCCGUUUUGUAUUUUUUUUUAUUUGAUAAUCAUCUAACGCGUUGAACUCUGGUUUUCGUUGGGAAAACUCUUGGGAACAUCGAAAAUAUCCCCAGUCGCGGAUUUCCAUUAAGAAAAACUGCUAUAGUUUUGAAUCGGAGCGAAAUCGCUGGUAGAAAUAGACGUGCACAGGAAAAUAAAAAAAAAAACAAACAACAACGCCGUGGUUAAUUUAUCCCAGUUUUUCGCAAAUAUUGUAUCGCGAUACAAUUUACGAUACGCCCAACACGGUCGGUCGGAUCCGAUCAAAUAUCAGACAAUGUCCGAGAGUAUCGAAAUUUCCAUAAAAACCCCUGAACCCCCCCCCCCGAACGAACCCACAACCGUUCGGAGUAUUUGGCGCGUACGUAACGGACGCGCGACGCCCGAUCCAAAGCUACGCACGCAUGACGGACCGAUCGGAUUACGCGCGAAUCGCACACUGGUUACGCGCGGCGGACGCGGCUUAUACCAAGACCCACCUCGGGACCGGCGCACAGACGUCGGCCGAACGUGAACCCGAAACGUUAGACGAGGCGCAGCGAACGCGGGCUGUCACGUGGGGCCGUUACGGAUAGGUUUCGCCUGCAGGAGAUGGGGCGGGGUCGGCGCGGUAUCCGUACGAAAACCCCGUAAUAUAUAAAAAAAAUAAUUAAAAAAAAAAUAAAAAAAAAGAGAGAAAAGAGAAAAAAACAGUAUUGUUCGUAGCGUCGUCGACCCGCGUGAUAAACGCAAACGCGUUCUAUCCCGCCGGCGUGCACUUGCGGCCGGGAUGCGCGGGCGUCGGGAGCCGCGGAAGACGCCGGGAAACCGGGAGAAAAACACGCGCGCGCCGCGUAUACGAUGCGGGAAAAACGGCUCGACGAUUUGCGGCGGCGGCGGCGGCAGCGGCGCACCGGAGGGCGAACCGAAAACGCCGCGUAACGGGCCGCGCGCACGCACACACGCAAUGCGCGCCGCGCGCCGUAAAACGCGCUCCCGGCACGGAUGACAAUACGGCGACGACAACAAUAACAGUAAUGAUAAUGAUUUCCCGCCGCCGCCAUCGCGUUCGGGGUCGUCCCCGCCGCCGCCGCCGCCGCCGCCGCCGCCGAAAGUACCUGCGCGCACGCGCGUCGCGGCCGCGAGGGUAGACGCGGCGAACGUCCGCGAGACGGCCCCCCGGCGAACCCGCGGAAAUAACGCCGGAAUACGCCGGAGCGCGGGGGUCGCCCGAGUCUCGUUAUUCCGCGGCGCGACGUUAAAAACAAACACUGACGCCGCGACGACGUCGGGACGGGACGGGGGGGGGGGGCGGUGGGGGUGGGGGUGGGGGUGCCGGAGAGCGCCUAAACGAAUGCGUAAACACACACAAACAUCGCGGCAAUACGCGAUUACAAAUAGCCGUUUACAUAAACACCGUUUGUGCGUGUGUGUCGGUUUGCACUUGAUUUCGAUUCGAUUUUAUUACGCUUCGCAGUAGUUUAUAAUACACGCAUAGCCGCAAUACCGCCGCUGUUCGUUUUUUUUUUUCGCAAUGGAAGAGCACAGCGCGCGCCCCCUCCCGCCCAGGCCGAACCCCCUGGUCUGAUUUCCCCGUUACUAAAACAGUCCUCGACUUCGAGGUUAACCCGAAAUCAUAUUUAAUAAUUGCACAUUCGACGGUAGCUUAUAUACGUACGAAACGUCGUCACGCAUCGGGCCUAGUGGAUUCGGGGAAUCGGGUGAAUGGUGUUAGGUUCGAUACCCGACGGCGUGUUCGGUCGCAUUUUUUUUUUUUUCUACGUACGUUUUUAUUUAUCGUAUUUGAUGUGAAUGUGUUCGCUAUUCGGAAAUAUUGCCGAGUUGUUAAAUGUCCAUGUUACACAAACGUUCCGUCGGCAUGUACAACGAAUGUUUUUUAUUCCAUUACGCUACAAAAAUAAACCAGUCAAAUUAUAUGUUCCGGACGCAGUGAUGGGCAUUAGCGAUCGCAUGCGUAUUACAAUCACGUUACGUCAACCGAAAAUGUGAUGUUCCGCGUGCGGGGUGUAAUAAAAUGUAUAAAUUACUUUCGUCGGUGUUCAUUUCAACUCUCCCAAAGGAGGAACUCAACAUUUAUCAUUUUUCAGUAUAAGCUACAACUUAGAUUUCAAUCGUUUUUUAACUGUCUUGUCGAAAAAUUGUAAUUUGUACGAUUGAUUGAAUAUGACUGUGGGAAAAUCGUUUAUUAUGUAGAAGUAACUGGAGUCGUCUUUAAUCGCGGGUAAAAUAUGGAUUAGUGAUUCGUAAUGUUAAGUUAUAUUAUAGAAUAUGAUCCUAUAGAUCAGUACUAAAAUGAUAUUUUCCAAUUAAAUUAUUUUAUUUAAAUAUCGAAAACGAGACGGUAUAAUAAUCAAUAAUGUUAUAAAGUAUAAUCGCGCAACAGAGCCGUAAUGAGAUUACUAAUCUUGAUGGUCGUGUAGGUACUUUACCUACCUGCGAAGUUUUCGUCAAAAGUGAAAAAUGAUAGAAUUCGAGUUACUUACCGUUUCACCGGGGACGGGGGGGGGGAGAGUCGAUUUCUUGCGUUUUUCCGCAAGUAACGGCGACUUUUACGUUACGUUUCCUUCCGUUUUUUUCCCGCCGCCGCGCGCGAAAACUCGGGAAACUCGGCCGCAACAAUCGCGCAGCGACCGGGACGGUUUUUCCGAGACGUUAUUCUGAACGCGGAAACCCUUUUGUUUUUCCGCCAAUAUUCCGCCGCCGAUAAUCGACAGCGACGCGUCGUCUCGUUAAAAAAAAAAAAAAAAACAACCGAACGGACGAAAUAAACGCGUCCGCCGCCCGACGAGCGUCCAGUACCUGACUGUUACCGAACGCGUUUUGUUUGUUAUUGUUAUACGAUAAUAUUUGACGAACGGAUAUAAUUACGUGGGUUACAAUGGGGGAAAAAAAAAUUUGGAAAAAAAAAAAAACGUCUCGCACAAAGGCGGUUUCCGGGCACCGCCGCCGCGGCUCGGGGGCGUCGUUUCGGCUAGGGACAGCAGACAAUAACAAUAACAACAAAAACAACAAUAACGAUAUCCAUUCCACCUCUAGCGCGCGCGCGGUCUCAAACUGCCGAGACGCGAAUGGAAAUCGCGUUCCGAAUGUCCAAAAAAAAAACACACCGCUGUCGAAUUGUACACGCAGCGUUGUUUUUUAGGACGUUUCGCACAAGCAUCGAGGUUUGAAUCGUAUUUACGUACAGGAAACGUGCACUGCGAAAAUGUUGAGUGGCCAACCGGAUUCGCGUAUUCGCCAACACGUGCGCGCCGCGGAAAGUCGGAAAAAUUGGUCACCGUCUUAAAGAUGUCGGGCGCGCGUUCCACGCGUUCGCAUAAUUUGCGUCGGUUGAGUUAACAAGAUCAUAUUGAGAAAUCGUCAAUUCCGGCCCAACAAUUAUUACAUUAUGAUCAGGGUUUUUUUUUUUUUUUUCCCCGGUGUCGUUUUGUGAAAUUGUUUACAUUUGCCAGCAGCAGGUACUACUUUGAGUUUGAACGGUUCCGUUUUUAACGGUUCGUCGGGCCCGCCGACGACUGCGUUCGCGUUACGCAGACUUAAUCGGGGGAAAAAAAAAAAACAACGAAAAACGACAGCCGCGCGGUUGUCGCCGACAGCAAAUAUUUCCGAUUCUGAUCGCGGCGUCGUGAAACCGAAACGUUCGCGGGACGUUGUCGUGUCGGACGUGCGGACAAUAUCCGACGCCGAAUAAUAAUUCGGCGCGCGAAAAUCGUCCGGACAGUCCCGUUGACGCGGUCGCCCCGCAAUGCGAAACGCGAAAUCGCGAAACGCCCGUUUCGUUACGCCAACGAAUCCGGCGCGCGUCCAGUGGUCACAGUACACAGUACACGGGCCGCCGGAACGACGACGGUUUUCAAUUCCCCGCCGGCGCGUCCAGCGCCCCGGCCGCCCGUGAUUCCCCGGGUGUUCGCGCCGCCGUUUCACGCGUUACGACACGGAUCGCGUUGCCUGCCGGCCGCUCGCGCCCGCGGCGGAAAUAAUUAACACGACAUUGUUGACGCGACGGCGCGCACCGGAAACGCGGCCGUUUGAAUGCGGUGUGGACGUGAACGGCGGGUUUCCGACUGUAUUACAAACGACGUUUACUUGUAAACAGCGAAACAACAAAGCAAAAACAAAACCAUUAAAAUAAAUUAAUUAACUACGCGAAACCGACCGGAUAAUUUUUUUUUUUUUUUUUUUUUUUUUCGCUACGCACUAUGUUAAUUAACAAUGUUCGGGCGUUUCUUCGUUUGACUGUUUGCAUUCAUAACGCUCUGUUGAUCUUUUAUUCGCACAUUUGUUCGCUAUAAAUGCUCGCAUUUGUUCCCGAGCUUUAUUGAAGAGCUGUAUCGCGGCGUGUCGGAGAGAAGACUUUUUUUUUUUUUGUAUCGGGCGUGGGGAGGGGGGGGGAGUCGUCCGUCGCGUCCGAAAAAUGGGAAAUUUCCCGCAAAUUUAAUUCGAUUUUGUUUUAAUUCGGUGAAAAUAAAUCUCGACCCGGAAUAUUCUAGGGAUUUUCAAAAUAUACUGGCGUUUUAUGAGUUAUGGCACGCCGAAAAUGCCCGAUGCUCGUCCUCAUCGUUGUUAUCUAUACAAAUAUCGAGAAUUUGUAGUGCGGAUUGUUUUCCGAACAAGCGUUCAAACAUUCAAUUGUCACGAUAAAAUUUGUAAAAAUCACCAAAUAUAUUCAUUUUUUGGAUCGUUUGGGCUGUUCGCGUGUUCGAUUUUUUUUUUUUUGUCGAACGGCCGCAAGAAUAUUUAUAGUGAUGACGUACGGGAUUUCUAUACACAAUAAACGGCUUAGAGAAUCACGUGAUUCGCAUACGACAGAGUAACGAAAUGCGAAUGAAAAUGAAUAAAAAAUUGAAAACUGAAUAGAAUCUGAAGUUGAAAUCAUCAGAACUCAAGGUUUUUUUUUCUCACCUGCGUCCAUUUUUCGAAAUUUUCUAAGGUAAAGUGAAACCUAUCCGUCUAUGCGGGACUAGUAUUCUUAUUGCGUAAUACGGCGUAUUUACGUAUCCAGUAGACGGACUUGCAAGUUGUUGUCGCGGUAAAUUAUGCGAAGCGUUUAUUACUUCAACUCGAAACUGUCAAAAAACAAUUUCGGAUUCGCCUUGUUGACGCAACGACCCCUUCAAUUAGCCGCGGGCGAUGAAAUAGUUUGUAUACUUUAUAGUAUAUAUGUGUUGUUUUUUUUUUUUUUGACCGAGUUGUUUGGACGUUACACGAUGAUGUGCCGGCGUACAAACGGAAGUUGUUCCGCGCGCUCCGGAUUCGAAGACUACGGUAAUUUUAUUAUUUAUAUUGAAUAAACGACGCGCGACGACAACACCACCGCAGCAAUUCGUAUAAAUAUCCGUUUUUUAUCCAGCACCGCCGUCGCCGUACAACGUUGUACGACAGUUUAUUAUUAUCAUCAUCAUCAUCAUCAUCGUUCAGUUAAAGUGGCCGACGAAAGAACAUCCGGCGGAUAUUGUAUACAGAGAUAAUAAUAACAAUUCGAGUUCUGUGUAAAAUAUCGUUUUCCGUCAAUUCGCGUAUUUUACAAGCCAUAUUUGCCACAGUGGCGGCUAGCCAGGCGACGGGGCGAGUGACGCGCGAAUUUCCGUAUAUUUCCCGUCCAGGUUUCAGCGACUCCGCGGCGUGUGCCGCCGUUACGGGACGGAACAAUUUGAUUUGCACCGAGUAUUUUAAUUGGUCGUGACGUGGAAUUCGGCAAUAGUUGCACAAAAACAACGACAAAGACAAAAUUAAAAAAAUGACUUUUUCCGGAAAAUAAAAUAAAAUCACGAUUUCGAGCCUUCAAAAAAGCGUACGAUUGAAAGCGACGUUGCCGAAAUCGUUGCAUGUAUCUGAAUAAAGUAAAAUAGCAGACAAUUCGAAAAUUGUUGUUGGUCACAAAAGAUUAUAUGUAUAUAAAACACUUAAAAAUCUACAAAAAAUUAAAACAGUUUGCAAUUUUAUAUUGUUUAGGUACCGUAUAUUUCGUAUAUUCAACAGCCGAAAUCAUUCGGUUUUGUGUCCGUCAUUACGAGUUCACCAUAUAUUUAAUGGAAAAAUAACUAGAGCCCAACGACGCUCUACAAAUCCCGACAGUUACUGAAUUAACAACACGACGCUACGAUAAAUUUCAAUCAAAACUUCGCUCAAACCAAAAUCCCCCGAUUUCCCGUACGUCCUCAAUCACCGCUGCCUCAAAGAAUAUUGAAAAGAAAUAAUAUUUAAAAAAAAAAAAAACCAUUUCCCCUUUAAAAUUAAAAUUGAAUAGGAGGUUGAUGGACGAUUUAGUCCCCUUAAGUCAUCGUGUUUUUUGUGUAGACGUUUAUUGGGAUCGCAUAAAAUUGGGGGGAGUGGGCGUUGUCGAAAAAAUGUGAAAUUCAAAAGGUAAUCGAAAAACCUAAUCUCGAAAAGUAACUGCCGCCGCGUUCGCCUCUCAGUCCGACCGUCUGUGGCGUCAAAAUGAGACGUUAUAUGGAAAAAAAAAAAAAAAAAGCAUUCCAGAGCAAGAUUGUUAAAUCGCGGCGUAGUUUAGAAAAAAAAUAAAAAUACGAAUUAAGCGUUUCAGUAUUACAAACGUAAAGCGGAAAUACGAUUAAUAAACGAGCGAACCGAAUGUGUCCGGAAAAACGUUUUCUCGAUUCAAAUGUUCGGCGUCCCUAUUGAAAUACCCCCCCUUCCCCACACAACCCGCUCGCUUUCCGUACAAUAUGUUCACGUUAUAUUUUCUAAGGCCUUUUAUCCCGAAACGUUCGCCUCGCCACUUACGCGAACGGCACGGUACUCCGCCGCCGCAUCGUUCCGCAAAUAUUGCCGCGGGCAUGGGCCGUCUGUCAUUUGUCAAAAACCUUUGCGGAGGUUCCGCACACAAUGCGAUAAAUAUCGCACGCAUCGUGCCACCGGGCGGUAAAUACGGGAUAAGCGAUUAUCGUUAUCGUUACUAUCGUCGUCGCGGCGAUUUUCCGCGCGCACUAAUGGAGCGCGCCCGACGCUUUUCAAACGUCCGGGAACCGCGCGCGCGCCGCGUUAUUAAUGAAAACGCCCGCGCCGGGUGUCACGAUCCGCGGUGUCGGGCGCGCCGACACGCGCAUAAUAUCGUGGGGAAAUGCGCGCGGCUUUUCGUCCCGCGCCGCCUUUUUUAAAUGGACCGCGACCGCGGGCGGCGAGCGUUUUUUUUCGUCCCGCAUUCCGCCCCUACGCUCGCGCCUUUCAGCGGUUUUCCGCGUGCGCUGAAAAACGUUAGGAGAACGGCGGACCACGCGAGUGCUGGCGGACCCGGUCUUUUUUGUUCGUUUAUUAUUUUCUUUGUGCGCUUCCCGUUUUUUCCGCCGUGUUCGCGCCCACUUGUGCCCGCGUUAUCGAACUCGAAUGUUUGCGUAAACAUCGCGAGGUCGGCGUGACCAUAACGUUCGCGCUCGCGCGUUUCGUCCGGAAAUCAAAACGACACCCGGCGUACCGGUAACGGUUGUCUAUAUGUUAAAACUGCCGGUGCGCACCAUCGGGGUCCUAACGCGAAAUAUUUUUCACGUAGACGCGUAAACCCGCCGCGAUCGGCGGGAGUCACGACUCCGUUUUGCCCGUUGUUCGGGUUUUUCUCGGUGUAUUUCAACACCGCGAGUUGCUCUCGAUAGCCUUUGAACCCGUUCUCGCCGAAUACAGCGCCGGGGACCGAAACAAGCGCCCUUCCCGGGCACGGACCGAAUCGAAACGGAUAGAAAUCGAAUUCGAUUGCUCGUCGAAACGGCACGCGUCGGUUUACGGCUUUCUCCCGCCGAGCGAGUGCACUCGCCGCCGAAAACAAUCCGUUUCGACGGACGUCAAUGCGUUCGAUUUAGGUUUUCACAGUCAUUACGGGACAAACCGAGAAAAAAAACGUGCGGGGACACGGAGAUUUUACAACUGUCGUAAAUACGAAUAUUACCUUGGUGUAUAUAUUUUUUGUAUUUUUUUCCGGUAAUAAUACUGAUAAUCGUUAAUUACUAUUAAUGUUGAUAUUUUUAGACGAAAAAAACGUUUUCGAACUCCGGCAAAUCCGGAUUAUUCCCACCGCUAAUGCCUAUUAUACCGCUCCGGCCCCGAACCGGAUACGGUCUGUAAAUAAGCGAUCGGUGGGGUGGGGGGGGGGUAACUAUAAUAAUAAUUAUCGGCGGUAUGUGCGCGCUGCUUAGCUGCACAUCACGAACUAUCGUUCGAGAGAGAAAAUACCGAAAUCACGGGACGUAUUUAUUAUUAUUAUUAUUUUUUUUCUUUUUUCGUUCGUUACGACGACGGACGGUUCCCAUCGGCUGCUGCGGCGGCGGUGUAGGUCGCGAGGGUUUGCGUACGGUCCGACGGCUCCGCCCACACGGCGGCGCAGGUAAUAUGGAAAAAAAAAAUAUAAUAAAAAAUAGGUACGCGUCAUCGCGUACCGUCGUAAACGCGUACCCGUCGAAAUAAUUGAUAGUACAUUUUCUUUAACAUUAUUCGUUUGAUGUCGUACCGAUUUUCCCGGUUUUCCUACGUUUCGCCCGGUUUUCCCACGUUUUAUCCGUUUUAUUUUCGAAUCUGACGAGAAAACCCCCGAAAAAAAAACGACCCCUCCGCAACGAUUUCCUUUUCGGAAGAGCUGCUACACUUCAAAAAGUGUUAUUUUUUCGGCGGUAGAGGCGAACAACGAUUUCUUUACGGCUUUCGAACUGCGCGUACGCGGAUGUACGUGUACUGUAUACGCAUACGGUACAAAACGUCCGGUAAAUACACUUGUAAUUAUCGCGGCCGUGGGAACUCGGCACGUUGCGUUUUCCACUCCUCUUAUGUUUUUUUUUUUUUUUUUUAUUUUUUUUUAUUGUCCGUAUUAUUCAUACCGUCGUCGUCGUCGUCGUCUUCGUCGUCUCGUUAGGCGGGCCGCCUAAAAAAAAUCUAAAAAAAUAAAAUAAUAAUUGGACGGGUAAACAAUUAACGCCGCGAAACGUCCGCCGGCAAAUAUACGCACGGCGGCGCCCGCCGGGUGGUUAAUUAUUGUAACCGGGUCGGACGUUUAAAGGCCGCGCGGUAUACACAAUACCCGUAAAGGUCCCUUGCGAAUUCGGAUAACGCGCGGCGCUCGAAUUGACGAACAAAAUUAAUGACGGUCACGGGUUAUUCGACCGUCGUCAUUCCGCGGCAGGCGCGCGUCACCGAAACCGCGGACCCGUCUGCAAAUCGCCUAAAUCGUCCAACGUAAAAGCCACCGCGUUUUUGUAACGAACGAAACAGAAAUGCGACCGGAGAAUUGGAUAACGCGACGGGUUUCUCGUCCGCCAUGGCGUACGAACAAAACCGCGUCCAAGUUCUUCUCACAAAGUUCAGCGUACCGCCGAAUCUGCGUCACAAUUAUAUUAAAUCGUGGUACGCCGUUGUUACCGCCAAUACUGAAAUCCGGUCACUAUUAUACCCCGGAUUCCGGAAUCCGGCGAAAAAUUUACGAGAAAACGAAAGCCACUCCGCGCGUGGUUCUUCCGAAUUCUAGCCCCGGGUAACGUCGAUUCCCACACGUCUAAAGCCCCCGCAGUCAGUCUGCAAAACAUAUCCUAACGAUUCGACUCGAACAGUUGACGGCAAUCGACGACGGGCAAUGCCGAUCUUCCUGACGUGGUCGUGACCGCCCGGAUUCUUUUCGAUUCCUUCGACCCUUAAACUAUUCAUCACUCUAAUGCGUCACGAUGUUAUCGAAUUGUUCAUUUUUUUUGUUUGUUAAUGACACGAACGUUUUUCUUUCUAUGUUUAACAGGACCCCGUUCGCGGAGGAUGAAACGGAAGGACAAGUGCCCGGAAGAGAAACGACCCAGGACAGCGUUCAGUGGCGAACAGUUGUCCCGGUUGAAGAAGGAGUUCAACGAGAAUCGGUACCUGACGGAACGGAGGCGCCAGGAACUGGCCAACGAGCUGGGCCUGAACGAGGCCCAAAUAAAGAUAUGGUUCCAGAACAAACGGGCCAAGAUCAAGAAGUCUAGCGGCUCGAAGAACCCGUUGGCGCUGCAGCUGAUGGCCCAGGGGCUGUACAACCACACCACCGUGGCCAUGUCCGACGACGAGAUGGACGACCAAAUGACCGUCACCUCGUCGUAAUACAACAAUAACGAUAACGAUGAUAAUAAUAAUAAUAAUACGCACCCCCUCCCCCUCCCGGAUCAUCGUCCCUAUUGAGGUUACUAUAUUAUUAUCUAGAUAUAUUAUCAAAAAAUAAAAAAUACUACAGGGCGAUAAAAAAAAAAACUUUGAAUAAAAUAAAAAAACAAUAAUCGUGUUCCCCUCCGCGUCCCCGUUCGACGCAUAAAACGCAAUUACGAGCCGCGCAGCUCUCAUAUCCGAACGUUAUUUUCCACUCUAAUUUCCGACCCUGUCUCGGUCGUUUCCGGCGCUCCGGUCGAAAUUCCCCCGUAAUAAUUUCCCGCUCGUCACGCGUUCCUCGUCGUUCCAUUUCUUAUUUAUGAGUAUUACGAUAUUAUUGCGAUAAACCGUUGUGUAUAUUUAACGGGGGGCGGGGGGAGGGAGAGGAGAAACGUUUACAAAUAAUCUCGCUCGAAGUGUUUUUUUUUUACCUUGAAUUACCGAUUUAAUUUUCCGCAGUCUCGAAUCCGUUAAUCAUAUAGUUUCUGAACACUCGCGGAGCCCGCGACCCACCCGCCCGUUUUUUCGCGAAUCGCGUGAUACAACCGUAUCCCUUUCGAACCGCCACUGCGUGUAUCGCGACGAUAAUAUUAUCGACGGUGUUUCGUUAAAAGGGCGCCUAUCGAAUUUCACGUUUUUUUUUUUCGAGGAGCAAAACAAAUCAGCAACGCAUUUUUUUUUUUUUUUACAAGUGGUACACGCUCUUUUAACAAAACGCCUACCGUUUUACGUGACUGUACGGCCUGUAUAAUUCUAAUAUUACAAUAAGCGAGUACAUGUUUUCUAAAAUCGCUGUUGAUAUCGUAUACGAUAAUUCGCGUCGCAAUAUCGGAACGUUUUAAACGUUGCAUAAUGUGUGUGUGUGUGUGUGUGUGUGUGUGUUGUGACUCGGGGGGGGGGAAACGUUUUGGGACUCUACGAAGAUUUCGUACGUCCUGCGCGGUUUUAAACACGAAAAAUAAUAAUUUCGCUUUUACGCAAUUCAACUAACGAUUCCGCGAUACCAAAACGCAAUUUGUAUUGUCGCGUUUACGGCGGUCCAAUGCGAUUUUCCCCGUUACCUUUUCGUAUAACAAUCGCACAGCAUAACACAGUGAUUCGCGUCGUCGUAUCGCUUGUAUUUUUUUACGGUAUCUAUAAAAAAAAAAAAAAAGAAAAAGACGCAUCGUCUCUAAAAUAAAAAAAAAAAACAACGCCAACGAAAAAAAAUAUAAUAAAAUCGAGAACGCGGUAAACGCGUCAUAAUAUUUAUAUUUGAUCGUAAUGUAUUUGUAUUAUUAUUAUUAUUAUUAUUAUUGUUGUUGUUGUUGUUGUUGUUGUUAUUGUUGUUAUUGGCGGACGCUCGCGUGCCGACGCGCGACAAAACGAAUACCGACUGUUAUUACCGUUCGAACGCCAGUUUGUCGCGCGAAGCAAUCGAUAAUAUAGAAUAUUAACCGUAGACUGAACUGUUUAGAAUUUUUUUUUUUUUUUUUUUCAUCAAGUAUAUAAGUAUAAUAAUAUCCGUAACAUGUCGUCUGCGUGUCUUAUACCUACGAUUGAAUAUUUUCAUUAAUAUUAUUAUUAUUAUUAUUAUUAUUAUUAUCAUUUCAAUAUUUAUCGUCAUUAUUGUAAUAAUAUUAUCUAGUCAUUAAUUAUUUAUUUAUACGAUAUUAUAAUACAUACAUAUAUUAUUUAUACUACGUAUGAUAACGAUACGUAUUAUUAUUAUUAUUAUUAUUAUUAAGCUUACGCGCCCGCGCGCGUGUGCGUGUGAAAAUACGCGGGCAAUACGUAUCGCCUACGUAUACGCAGAUAUACACACGCGCGCGCACACGCACACACACACACACACACACACAUCAAUAUUACUAUGACGGUGUUUGUCGACAACGGUUAUUAUGUACCGCGUAUGUAUACGCGAUUUUUUUUUUUUUUUUUCGUAAUAAUAUUUCGUUGUUACGGCGAUUUUUUCUCCCCGUCACGUCUACAAUCAAACAACAAUAAUAUUAUUAUUAUUAUUAUUAUUAUUAUUAUUAUUAUUAUUAUACUGUACGGCGUCGCGUUAUUUGCAUUGACAUUGUUAUUGUAUCGGAAGAGUAAUAAUCGAACAGUCGGUCUCGCGCGCGUAGACAUUUCGAACGUUAUAAUUAUUUACGUGUUUACUACGUCAUCGUUAUCAUUGUAUUAUCGCGCGUGGUGUGUGUGUUGUUUGCGUACGCCACGUCUUGUAAUUAUUAUUAUUAUUAUUAUUAUUAUUAUUAUUAUUACAUAAAAAUUAUAGUGUUAUCGUGUUGUGUUUAUUUCGUAUACGGUAUUACUAUAAUAUUAAUAUGGUAUUUCUGCUGUACAAACAGAAAAAAAAUAACGAUAACGGUCAUCAUAUAUUUAUGUGUAUAUGAUAUAAAACGAACAAGAAAAAAAAAAAAAAUUUAAUAUCGUAAUAUAUAGAGG
Molecule: messenger RNA, 33113 nt
Organism: Cinara cedri
Lineage: Eukaryota; Metazoa; Arthropoda; Insecta; Hemiptera; Aphididae
Source: the annotation of a GenBank genome assembly